AGUUCAGUGUAAAUACCUGAGAAUUGAAGCCACACACCGCCACCUUUCAAUUUCUCAGCUUCAUCUCUAAUACGUGUAACUUAACAUACACCUACCAUUUAUAUACUUCUGAUUCCUCUCGCCCAAUCCAUUCUCUAGUCCAUAUCAAAACUAGACAAGAUGAGCCAGGAACAACCACAAAAGCCUCAACCCGACAGGGAUCCGAUCAGAUACGGCGACGUUUUUAACGUCCAUGGAACUCUUGCUACAACAGUUAUUGCACCAGAAGACGCAAAGACCAUGCAGUCAGCUGAAGACUCUGUUCUCGGUGAGACCAGGAAGGGUGGACCCGCCUCUGCAAUGCAAUCAGCCGCAAGUAUUAACCUGAGGGAAGGCUUUGUUGAUGCUGAUCAAGCCACUCAAGUUUCCGUUCACCCUGGAACCGGAGUCACUGAAAAAACUAUCGGCGGUGACCGUAUUAUAACCGAGAGAAUAGCAGGACAGAUGGUGGCUCAGUAUGUUGAACCAAAGACUGAGACCACAACUCCAGGAGGAGUUCUUGAUCCUUUUUCGGUUACAAUCGGUGAGGCUUUAGAGGCAACGGCUCUUUCUACCGGCAAAAAACCAGUUGACCAGAGUGAUGCAGCUGCUAUACAAGCUGCGGAGGUUAGAGCUACCGGUAUUAACGAGGUGUUGCCCGGCGGAGUAGGCGCUGAAGCGCAGUCUGCAGCUGACCGUAACUUGAAGGCUCCUAGAGUUCAGGAUAAGACUAAAAUUUCUGAUGUUGUAGCGGAUGCUACGUUGAAAUUGCCAGCUGAUAAACCGGUGACACGAGAAGAUGCUCGUGGGGUGAUUGAAGCGGAGGUUAGGAACAAGCCAGAUAUGCAUGCAACUCCCGGAGGAGUGGCCGCCUCGAUGGCGGCAGCCGCGAGGGCUAAUCGAGAAUGAUGACAGUUUAUAAAUGUGUGUAUAUAUUAUAUAGUUGAGAGGUUGAUAAUAAUAUAUAAAUAAAGUGUGUUCAGAAAUGUAAUCUCGAACCAUAGUCUCUUUUAUGUUCAAUAUGAAAUGUAUGUAG
Molecule: messenger RNA, 1054 nt
Organism: Mercurialis annua (annual mercury)
Lineage: Eukaryota; Viridiplantae; Streptophyta; Magnoliopsida; Malpighiales; Euphorbiaceae
Product: late embryogenesis abundant protein D-34-like
Exons: 2
Coding region: 160-927 (255 amino acids)
Source: RefSeq, a predicted model, not a curated record